AGCGUCUGAUUGGCUGCUUUCUCUGACAGGGUGGCGCUCUAACUUCCUGUUCCUGUACAGGCAGCUUCUGAUUGGCUGAGACCAUCCGGGGCUUCGUCUCCAGCCUCCUGAGAGAGAGAGAGACAUGCCGUCCAACAGAAGCGUGUCUGAUGCUCCGAUCCGCCGCUUCGUCAACUGCAGAAUCCUGAGAGGGCACGCGCUGCAGAGGUACCGGCAAGGUCAAAGGUCACGCUCUGGAGGGAGAGCUAUGAUGCCCUCAGAAAGCUGCAGUUAUUUAACAUAUUAUGGGAUAGUUGGGGACCCUUUGGAUGGAGGUCAUUCCAGGCUGAUGCUGGACUGUCUGUUCUAUUCAGUUCAUUUCGACAGCUCUGAUCUAGGUGUACUUUCUAUGUCAGAAGAUAGAGGCUAUGGCGUGGACUUCUCUCAGCCCUCUGAUGACGUCUCUGCUGGAGUGUCCCUAGUGGCCAAGAAGGUCCUGGAGCACGGCGUGACCUCCUUCUGUCCCACCCUGGUGACGUCGCCGUCUGCCGUCUACCAUAAGGUUCUGCCUCAGGUUCAGGUUCACGAUGGAGGAAAACAUGGAGCUGGAGUUCUGGGGUUCCACCUGGAGGGUCCGUUCAUCAGCGCUGAGAAGAAAGGGGCCCACCCGGAGCGGUACCUGCGGACCUUUGGUUCUGGAGGGAUGGAGGACCUGAUGGAGGCCUACGGCAGCCUAGAGAAUGUCGCCAUGGUGACGCUGGCUCCAGAGCUGCCCAACAGCCAAUCGGUGGUCAGGAAGCUCCACCAGCAGGGCGUGACUGUGUCUUUAGGUCAUUCGGUGGCCAACCUGUCGCAGGCUGAGGACGCCGUCCAGAAUGGAGCCUCCUUCAUCACGCAUCUCUUCAACGCCAUGUUGCCUUUCCACCACCGUGACCCGGGCAUCGUGGGACUCCUGACCAGCGACCGCAUCCCAGCAGGAAGGACGGUGUUCUACGGGAUGAUCGCAGACGGGAUUCACACCAACCCGGCCGCCCUGCGGAUCGCCCACAGGGCGCAUCCAUCAGGUUCUGACCCACCGGGCUCCGGCGGGCCCGGAUCACCGAGCAUAGAAACAUCGCUGCAUGUCUUGAUGUUAGUUGCUGCUUAUUAGUCCUCUCCAUGUCCGGUUUGUGUUCCAGGCACUAAGACGCUCAGCGGCAGCAUAGCCACCAUGGAUAUGUGUGUGCGGCACUUCAGACAGGCUUCAGGCUGCAGUGUGGAAGAAGCUCUGGAAGCUGCCUCCCUCCACCCAGCUCAGCUGCUGGGCAUCAGCCACAGGAAGGGGAACUUGGACUACGGCGCCGAUGCAG
Molecule: messenger RNA, 1328 nt
Organism: Cyprinodon variegatus (sheepshead minnow)
Lineage: Eukaryota; Metazoa; Chordata; Actinopteri; Cyprinodontiformes; Cyprinodontidae
Gene: amdhd2
Product: amidohydrolase domain containing 2
Exons: 8
Biological process (GO): N-acetylglucosamine catabolic process
Molecular function (GO): N-acetylglucosamine-6-phosphate deacetylase activity
Source: RefSeq, a predicted model, not a curated record